Acaulospora colombiana is the source of this 193-nucleotide messenger RNA. The record is from the annotation of a GenBank genome assembly. Lineage: Eukaryota; Fungi; Glomeromycota; Glomeromycetes; Diversisporales; Acaulosporaceae.
AUGAACCUCUCCCUAUAUUCUGUGGCUGGAUUUUUGGUCAUGGACACGGAUGGAAACCGUGUCAUGGCAAAAUACUAUAGACCAAAACAUAAUCCUUUACUCACUCCUCUGCCGGACACGAAGCAACUUUCGAAUUUGAAGGAGCAGAAAGCGUUUGAAAAGGGCCUAUGGGAGAAAACGAAGAAACCAGGAG